This is a messenger RNA of Myxocyprinus asiaticus (Chinese sucker), 3207 nucleotides long. RefSeq lists its product as uncharacterized. The transcript is spliced from 8 exons. The record is from RefSeq and is a predicted model, not a curated record. Bases 291 to 2279 code for a protein of 662 amino acids. Lineage: Eukaryota; Metazoa; Chordata; Actinopteri; Cypriniformes; Catostomidae.
GGAUGCAAGCUGCCAUUAAAACCCAAAGAAGAAGUUGUCUGACGCCCAGAUUAUCGGAAUCUUCUGCGUUUUGCUACAAACUUGUAGAAAUGAGAUGAUGUAAAUGUACUGGUUCAUCUUUCAUAACAUAUAAACAUAUGUAUUAUGGAUCAGAUUAAUGAGUGAUCACAGUCGGUUUAAAGUCGCUCUGUUGGUGUUUAUUCGGUUUUGUGUCAGUCGGGUGCAGGUGGGUGCGGUUCAGAAAAAACAUUCACUCAACAGAAGAGAUUCAGACCUUUAAUUGCGAUUAAAUGUCUUUUAUCAAGUCAAAACUUCCUGCAAUUAACAACAAUAUGAAGAACACGUUCAAAACCCUUCUGUUCAUAUCACUCAUGUGCGGUGUCUUGGGUGCAGAUGAAAUAAAGACAGUGAUGGAGGGAGAUUCUAUCACUCUACAGACUGAUGAUACUGAAAUACUGACAUAUAAUCUGAUACUGUGGAGGUUUGAAGGCGUUACCAUAGCUCGAAUCACUAAAGGUGAGAUCAAAAAUGUUACUGAUGGGAGAUUUAGAGGAAGACUAAAGCUGGAUCAACAGACUGGAUCUUUGACCAUCACAAACACCAGAACCAACCACUCUGGAGUUUAUAAAACAGAAAUCAGCACCAGCAGCACAGGGACAAUGGAGAAGAGUUUCACUGUUAUAGUCUAUGAUUUCCCACCUGUGAUUGAUCCCGGUAGAAGUGAAGUGAAGUCAGUGUCAGUGAUUGAGGGAGGAUCUGUCACUCUAAACACUGAUAUUAAACCACAUGGAGAUGAGCUGAUAGUGUGGAGGUUUGGAGAUAUUCUCAUAGCUAAAGAUGAUAAAGAAAACAAUAAGACCUCAUUCUAUCCUGAUGAGAGAUUCAAAGAGAGAAUACAGCUGGAUCAGACUGGAUCUCUCAUCAUCAGAGACAGCAGAACCGCAGACACUGGAGAAUAUAAACUAAAGAUCAGCAGCAGCAACAGAGAGACGAAAUACAAGAGAUUCAGUCUUUAUGUGAAAGAUUCCGGUCUGUCUGCAGGUGCUAUAGCAGGAAUAACUGUUGGUGUUGUUGUUGGUGUUGGUGUUGUUGGUGUUCUGAUCGUGGUUGGAACUGUAACUGCUUUUGCUGGUGUGAUGUACUGUCAGCGCAGGAUCUAUGAACAAAAAAUAAAAAAGGAUAUAGAUCGGUGGAGGGCAGUGUUCAUGAUGAAGGGAGAAUCUGUCCCUCUAAUCACUGAUGAUGCUCAUAUAAAGACAGAUGAUGUGAACGUGUAUCAUGGAGAGACUCUCAUAGCUGAAAUCAGAAGAGGGGAGAUCACAUCACCUGUUAAAGAUGAAAUCAGAGAGAGACUGAAGCUGGAUCAUUACACUGGAUCUCUCUUCAUCACAAACACCAGACGCACAGACUCUGGACUUUAUAUACUGAAGACCAUCAACAGAACUAGAGAGAUCUCAUAUAAGAGAAUAAAUGUUACUGUCAGAGAUGCAGUGAUCUCAAAUACAGUAAUGAAGGGAAAUUCUGUCUAUCUAUACAGUUAUGUUACUGAACUGCAGAAAGAUGCUGAUGUAGUGUGGAGAUUUAAAAACACUGUCAUAGCUGACAAAAAACAAAACGACGAAACGAUCUCAUUACGUCAGGAUGCUCUUAAUGGGAAAUUCAAACAGAAUCUGCUGGUGGAACAACAGACUGGAUCUCUCUCCAUCAUAAACAACAGAAUGGAUCAGUCUGGAGAAUACGACCUGAAGAUCAACAGCAGCAGAGUAAAUGUACACCAGAUAUUCUAUGUUUCUGUCAUUGAUGAAGUAAUCUCAAAGAUAGAAAAGAAGGGAGACUCUGUCUAUCUAAACAGCGAUGUUACUGAACUACAGAAAGAUGCUGAUGUAGUGUGGAGAUUUAAAAACACUGUCAUAGCUGACAAAAAACAAAACGACAAAACGAUCUCAUUACGUCAGGAUGCUCUUAAUGGGAAAUUCAAACAGAAGCUGCAGGUGGACCAACAGACCGGAUCUCUCACCAUCACAAACAGCAGAACGGAUCAAUCUGGAGAUUAUGACCUGAACAUCAACAGCAGCAGAGUAAAUGUACAGAAGAGAUUCUAUGUUUCUGUCAUUGACCCUUCCAGAUCAGUGAUGUCUAUUCUGCCUUUUAAUGAAGCGAAUGAGAUGGAUGGUUUGAUUAAUAUCGAGUCUGCUGAUGGAGUGAAUGAGUCUGAUGGUUUGAUGAAUAAUGCCGCUGAUGUCGGAGUGAAUGAGAAACAGGGGACGAGUUCUGUUUAAGUUAAAGAGAUUCUCAACAGCACUGGUGUAAAUCACUGUUACAUCAUCAACAUUCAAAUUCCAUCUACAAAAACAUAUUUCUCAUUUUAAUGUCUCGAUAAAUUCGUCCUGUAAAAUGAGAGAUCAACAUACGCUGUUAAACUCUGAAACGAAAGUGUAAAAAGUGUCUUUGGUUUUUGAUGAACCAUUUUCAAUUUGUUUUUGCCAUUCACACGUAUCAAUAAUCAAAUCCUGAUCUUUGAUAUACAAUGUUUAUCGAUUUGGUUUUAUACAUGUACAGUAACGUUUGACUCUCAUAUCUUCUAUAUUGUGAGUGUAGACUGCACACUUUAAAUAUCUAAUGAGAAAUGUUACACAUUAUAUAAGAUUAUCCACAUAUACAACAUCAGUAUUCCUCAAAGCAUUGUGUUUUUAUUAAUCUGACACCACUAACAGGUUAAUGUUUAGUUUUAGUUCAGUGUAUUUUACAGGAUACAUUUGAACACUCACGUCCAGUGACUUACAGUGUUGUAUCCUGAGACAACAUUGAGUUAUAAUGCUUUUAUUAAAGAAAUUAUCAAACCGCAAGUUUCUAUUCUUUUAGUCUUUUUAUUUUACUUUGUGAUGAGCUUUAAUAUUUUCAACUGUGUGUCUUGUUUUCUGCUAUAUUGAAUAAUUGCACUUGUUUAUUUUAUCUGGUAAUAUUGAGUGUUUUUUUUUAAGUCUGUCUGAGAAUGUGAUCUGGAUUGUGAGUGUUUUAAAUACUGUCUGAAUAUUUCUGCUCUCUAAACUGUGAUUACUCUUUUACUUCAGUAUUAACAGCUGUUCUGAUGUGAAAUAAAUACAAGCUUUGUUUUAACUUCAGCUUCAACUAAUCCUACCAAAUAUGCAUGUAUGGAAAUCUGUAUUAUGACAAAAAUAAAUAAAUAAAUAAAAAAGGUCAAUUAUG